Molecule: messenger RNA, 3140 nt
Organism: Dipodomys spectabilis (banner-tailed kangaroo rat)
Lineage: Eukaryota; Metazoa; Chordata; Mammalia; Rodentia; Heteromyidae
Gene: Usp35
Product: ubiquitin specific peptidase 35
Exons: 10
Coding region: 9-3044 (1011 amino acids)
Biological process (GO): protein deubiquitination
Cellular component (GO): nucleus; cytosol
Molecular function (GO): cysteine-type deubiquitinase activity; cysteine-type endopeptidase activity
Source: RefSeq, a predicted model, not a curated record
CAGCCGUCAUGGACAAGAUCCUGGAGGCGGUGGUGACUUCGUCGUACCCGGCAAGUGUGAAGCAGGGGCUGGUGCGGCGCGUGCUGGAGGCGGCCCGGCAGCCGCUGGAGCGGGAGCAGUGCCUGGCGCUGCUGGCCCUGGGCGCGCGCCUCUACGUGGGAGGCGCCGACGAGUUGCCGCGCCGCGUGGGCUGCCAGCUGCUGCACGUGGCCGGGCGCCACCACCCCGACGUCUUCGCCGAGUUCUUCAGCGCGCGUCGCGUGCUGCGCCUGCUGCAGGGGGGCGCGGGGCCCCCGGGCGCGCGCGCGCUGGCCUGCGUGCAGCUGGGGCUGCAGCUGCUGCCCGAGGGGCCCGCGGCCGAGGAGGUGUUCGCGCUGCUGCGGCGCGAGGUGCUGCGCGCCGUGUGCGAGCGCGCGGGGCCCGCCGCCUGCGCGCAGGUCGCCCGGCUGCUCGCGCGGCACCCGCGCUGUGUGCCCGACGGCCCGCACCGCCUGCUCUUCUGCCAGCAGCUGGUGCGCUGCCUCGGCCGUUUCCGCUGCCCCGCCGAGGGCGAGGAGGGCGCCGUGGAGUUCCUGGAGCAGGCCCAGCAGGUGAGCGGGCUCCUGGCGCAGCUGUGGCGCGCCCAGCCCGCCGCCAUCCUGCCCUGCCUCAAGGAGCUGUUUGCUGUCAUCUCCUGCACAGAGGAGGAGCCACCGUCCAGCGCCCUGGCCAGUGUGGUCCAGCAUCUCCCAUUGGAGCUCAUGGAUGGUGUUGUCCGGAACCUCAGCAAUGAUGACAGUGUGACAGACUCCCAGAUGCUGACUGCCAUCAGCAGGAUGAUCGACUGGGUGUCCUGGCCCCUGGGGAAGAACAUUGACAAGUGGAUCAUUGCCCUGCUGAAGGGCCUGGCCGCUGUUAAGAAGUUCAGCAUCUUGAUCGAGGUUUCACUCGCCAAAAUUGAAAAGGUCUUCUCCAAGCUGCUGUACCCCAUCGUCCGGGGAGCCGCCUUAUCUGUUCUCAAGUAUAUGCUUCUGACUUUCCAGCAUUCACAUGAAGCCUUCCAUCUGCUCCUCCCUCACAUCCCCCCUAUGGUGACCUCUCUGGUCAAGGAGGACUCGAACUCGGGGACCAGCUGCUUGGAGCAGCUGGCGGAGCUGGUCCACUGCAUGGUGUUCCGAUUCCCUGGCUUCCCAGACCUGUAUGAGCCUGUCAUGGAGGCCAUCAAGGACCUCCACGUUCCCAAUGAGGACCGCAUCAAGCAGCUGUUGGGGCAGGAUGCCUGGACCUCACAGAAGAGUGAUCUGGCUGGCUUCUACCCCCGGCUCAUGGCCAAGUCAGACACAGGCAAGAUUGGUUUAAUCAACCUGGGCAACACGUGCUACGUGAACAGCAUCCUGCAGGCCUUGUUCAUGGCUUCCGACUUUCGACACUGUGUACUUCGGCUGACUGAGAACAAUUCUCAGCCCUUGAUGACCAAGCUGCAGUGGCUCUUCGCCUUCCUGGAGCACAGCCAGAGGCCUGCUAUCUCCCCUGAGAACUUCCUGUCUGCAUCCUGGACGCCCUGGUUCAGCCCCGGAACCCAGCAGGACUGUUCGGAGUAUCUGAAGUAUCUGCUAGAUCGGCUGCAUGAAGAGGAGAAAACUGGGACAAGAAUUUGCCAAAAGCUGAAGCAGUCCAGCUUGCCCUCCCCACCCGAGGAACCCCCUAGCCCCAGCUCAACCUCUGUGGAGAAAAUGUUUGGAGGCAAGAUUGUGACUCGGAUAUGCUGUCUCCACUGCCUCAAUGUCUCUUCCCGUGAGGAGGCCUUCACGGACCUCUCCCUGGCCUUCCCUCCCCCUGAGCGCUGCAGGCGCAGGCGGCUGGGCUCUGUGAUGCUCCCUGCCGCUGAGGAUGGCAGUGCCCAGGAACUGCCACCGGCUCAGGCUGCCGGCAGGGUGGGGCCUCAGAGGCAGAGGAAACAGUGCAUCACCGGGGCUGCGCCCCCUGCGGUUUUGGACAUGGAAGGCCUGGGCUCCAUCGCAACAGGGCAGAGCCUGCAGGAGAAGAAGGUGGAGAGGGAGGAGGCAGGGAAGGAGAAAGCAGAGAAGGAGGAAGUGGAAGUGAGAAAGGAAGAAGAGGAGGAAGAGACUCAGGAAAAGGAAGAAGAGGGGAAAGAGAAAAGAGAGAAGGAAGAGGAGGAGAAGGAGGUGAAUGACAAGAAGGAAGAGAGCGGCCUGGGGCCAGGGGCUCUCCAGGAUGCCGCCACCUCCACCAGGGAGCAGGUGUGUGGCCCCGAAGGUUCUCGCUCGGUCCUGGAUCUGGUCAACUACUUCCUGUCCCCUGAGAGGCUGACGGCAGAGAACCGCUACUACUGCGAGCCUUGUGCCUCCCUGCAGGACGCCGAGAAGGUGGUUGAGCUGAGCCAGGGCCCUCGCUACCUCAUCCUCACCCUGCUGCGCUUCUCCUUUGACCUGCGCACCAUGCGGCGCCGCAAGAUCCUGGACGAUGUCAGCAUUCCCCUCCUGCUGCGGUUGCCCCUGUCUGGAGGACGGGGCCAGGCCUACGACCUCUGUAGUGUGGUGGUACACUCAGGAGUGUCCUCAGAGAGCGGGCACUACUACUGCUAUGCCCGAGAGGGUGCUGCGCGCCCCGCCCCCGCUCUGGGGGCCACCAACAGGCCAGAGCCUGAGAACCAGUGGUACCUGUUCAAUGACACCCGGGUGUCCUUCUCCUCCUUCGAGUCUGUCAGCAAUGUCACCUCCUUCUUUCCCAAGGACACGGCCUAUGUGCUCUUCUACCGCCAGCGGCCUGGGGAGGGGUGUGAAGCCGAGUCGGGGUCUCCCCGAGUCCGAGCAGAGCCCACCCUCCACAAGGACCUGAUGGAAGCAAUUUCCAAAGACAAUAUCCUCUACCUGCAGGAGCAAGAGAAGGAGGCCCGGAGCAGGGCGGCAUACAUCUCUGCCCUCCCUGCCUCUCCACACUGGGGGAGGGGCUAUGAUGAAGACAAGGAUGAGGAUGAAGGCUCCCCGGGAGGCUGCAGUCCUGCAGGUGGCAAUGGUGGUGACUUCCACAGACUGGUCUUCUAAUACAAACCCUCUCCUAUCCUGAUUCCACCCAUGGGAACACCACAGUCAACUUUAGGGGACAAAAAUUACCUCUUCCUUCUGGGAGCCAGGUCAGAC